Ruditapes philippinarum (Manila clam) is the source of this 1474-nucleotide messenger RNA. RefSeq lists its product as uncharacterized. The coding region runs from base 104 to 1051 and encodes 315 amino acids. Lineage: Eukaryota; Metazoa; Mollusca; Bivalvia; Venerida; Veneridae. The record is from RefSeq and is a predicted model, not a curated record. The transcript is spliced from 7 exons.
CAUGUGACCACGCCUUCCUCUUUCAGCUCCGAAUUUCCUCGUGAAAAACGAUCAUUUUAGUGUGCUUGUUUUUGGACGGUUUGUGGUGAAAGUAUACAUCAAAAUGGCUUGUUCUAAACCCGAUUUACCCCGCGAUGGUACAAUGCAAGUGACUGCCAAGGAGGGCAUUGCAUUAUUGAAAGCUGCGGGUAAAGAUACUUUACUAGAGAUGCAGGGACUGAAAGAACCAGAAGCAGAUAAACCCGCAAUAAACAGGGAUUCAACCAUGCAAGUUACUGCAAAGGAGGGCAUUGCAUUAUUGGAGGCUGCUGGUAAAGAUACUUUAUUAGAGAUGCAGGGACUGAAAAAACCAGAAGCAGAGAAACCUGCUAUAAACAGAGAUUCAACCAUGAAAGUUACUGCCAAGGAAGGUCAGACUUUACUGGCAGGAUCCAGUUUAGAUCCUGAUGCCACUACAAGGGGUCAACAGAAGAAAAUGGAUGAGAUUAAAGAAGAAGAAGCUCCUGCAGCAAAGAAACCUCGCAUGUCAAAGGCAACCACUAUGGUUAACACUGCAAAGGAAGCAAAGAAUUUACUAGGAUCUAGCGCCCCCGAUGUUGAUGCUCACACUCGAGGACAGCAGAAGAAAAUCGAAGAUAUACAAGCCGAGAAACCGUCGCCAAAAAAACCUAAAUUAUCUAAGAACACAACAAUGGCUGCAACAGCUAAGGAGGGUGCUUCGCUUUUAGAUGGCGAAAAAUUAGGCGACACUCGGCAAGAAACAAAAGCAAAAGCAAGCCGGCCAUCUCCACCUAAACGUUCAAGAACUAUCCAGAAAACCGUGGAUGAAGCUAAAUAUGUGUUGGACACAGACAAAGUUGAUCUCAGUGAGGGCCGACGAACAAGGUCGGCCAGUAGGCCGAAACCAGAAUUGAAGAAAGCAGGUACAAUGGAGGCAACAGCAAAAGAGGGUAAAGAAUUUCUCGCACGAGGGAAGAAAGGGAAGAGGGCCGCGGCAAAGAAGGCCGAGGAAGCAAUAGGUGAGGAGGAAGAAGAAAACAACUCGGAGUAAACGAGGCGAAUCAAUUUUAAGUUACAAACUUAAUUCAUUUAUAAAAAUAUUUCCAUGAAAAGUGUGUACAAUAUUUGAUUAUACAUUAGGAAUCGUGUUUUCAUUCUUCAUCAAGUCCUGUAAAAGAGAUAGUAAGUUAUAUUAAUGCACUGACACAAGUAGAAAAGAAAAUUUUGACAAAAAUUAUGGUUUUAAAUUUGUGUUUUGUAUUUCACCUUAACAUUGUUGAAGCAUUUCUGGGGAUCAUUAUUCAUAUAACCAUUAUGUACAAUGCUGAUGUUAACUAUCACAUUUUAUGGCAUAUGACGUCAUGUGUCAUAAACAUUUUUAUGGCAUCUUUUUGAAAUGUUUAUAAUAUGACAUCAUAAGCUGCUAACAACUGUAUGACACCAUAUGACUUGUUUAAUGAAAAUUGCAUCAUAU